Molecule: messenger RNA, 1908 nt
Organism: Pundamilia nyererei
Lineage: Eukaryota; Metazoa; Chordata; Actinopteri; Cichliformes; Cichlidae
Product: sodium-dependent neutral amino acid transporter B(0)AT1-like
Exons: 12
Coding region: 1-1908 (635 amino acids)
Biological process (GO): neutral amino acid transport; sodium ion transmembrane transport; nitrogen compound transport
Cellular component (GO): plasma membrane; apical plasma membrane; brush border membrane
Molecular function (GO): neutral L-amino acid transmembrane transporter activity
Source: RefSeq, a predicted model, not a curated record
AUGAAGCUGAAAUUACCAAACCCAGGACUGGAUGACCGAAUCCCAUCUCAUGAAGAUUUGGAAAGGAUGGAAACCGAGGAGGCUGGGGACAGGCCCAAAUGGGACAACAAAGCCCAGUACCUCCUCACCUGCGUGGGCUUCUGCGUGGGACUCGGUAACGUCUGGAGGUUCCCGUACCUGUGUCAAAGCCACGGAGGAGGAGCGUUUAUGAUCCCGUUCCUUAUCCUGUUGGUUCUGGAGGGAAUCCCGCUGCUGCACUUAGAGUUUGCCAUUGGUCAGCGCCUGAGAAAAGGCAGCGUGGGAGUGUGGAGAGCAAUCAACCCUUACCUGACUGGAGUUGGCAUUGCAUCGUUACUUGUCUCAUUUUUGGUCGGUAUGUAUUACAACACCAUCAUGGCCUGGAUCAUGUGGUACCUGUUCAACUCCUUUCAAGAUCCUCUGCCUUGGAGCCAAUGCCCUCUCAAUGCUAACAGCACAGGUUUAGUGGCUGAGUGCGCACGGAGCACCACUGUUGACUACUUCUGGUACAGAGAGACUCUGAACACUUCAGCAGCCAUUGAUGACUCUGGAGGUUUGCAGUGGUGGAUGGUGCUGGCCCUGUUCGCUGCCUGGACUCUGCUGUAUGUGUGCUGCAUUCGUGGCAUUGAGACUUCUGGCAAGGCUGUCUACAUCACCUCCACUCUCCCAUAUUUUGUCCUCACAAUCUUCCUCAUCAGAGGAUUGACUCUCAAAGGCUCUACAGAGGGAAUAAAGUACCUCUUCACACCAGAUGUGGAUGAGUUAAUGAAUCCACAGACUUGGUUGGAUGCAGGAGCUCAGGUUUUCUACUCCUUCUCCUUGGCUUUCGGGGGCCUCAUCUCUUUCUCCAGUUACAACUCUGUUCACAACAACUGUGAGCAAGACGCCGUUCUCAUCUCCAUCAUCAAUGGCUGCACCUCGGUGUACUCUGCAACGGUGAUCUACUCCAUCAUCGGUUUUAGGGCAACGCAGAAAUUUGAUGAAUGCCAGGGAGAUAACAUCCUGCAUCUCAUCAAUGCCUUUGACUACCCUGAAACCUCCAUCACAAUAGACAACUACGAUCAGGUUCUGACCAGCCUAAAUCAGACAAAUCCAGAUAUCAUCCAAGGUUUGCCCUUAAAAACCUGCGACAUUCAGAAUUUACUCAGUCAGGGUGUGGAGGGAACGGGCCUGGCCUUCAUCGUUUUCACAGAGGCCAUCAUCAAGAUGCCUGUUUCACCUCUCUGGGCAGUCCUCUUUUUCAUCAUGCUCUUCUGUCUCGGCCUUUCAACUAUGUUUGGGAACAUUGAGGGAGUGGUGGUUCCCCUUCAAGACCUUAGAGUUCUUCCUCAAACUUGGCCUAAAGAAGUUUUUACUGGUCUUACUUGCUUAAUAUCCUUUGCUCUUGGGCUCAUAUUCACCCUACGCUCUGGGAACUACUGGCUAGCUCUUUUUGACAACUUUGCAGGCUCAAUCCCCCUUCUAAUCAUCGGUUUCUGUGAAAUGUUUGCAGUUAUCUACAUCUAUGGGAUUGAUAGGUUCAACAAGGACAUUGAAUUUAUGGUUGGCCACAAGCCCAAUAUUUUCUGGCAGGCAACAUGGAGAGUGAUUAGCCCGCUCCUUAUGAUCUUCAUCCUAAUUUUCUACUUUGUUACCCAAGUCACCAAAGAUUUAACCUAUCUGGUGUGGGACGAGGAAGCGGCGAGCUUUCCCAUACUGGAAGCACGUCCCUAUCCCUCUUGGAUCUAUGCCAUCAUCUUUAUCCUUGCUGGAAUUCCCAGUCUGGCCAUCCCCAUUUUUGCGCUCUUUAAAUUUUUCCAGAGGAAGUGCUGCAAGGACAAAAGCUACAAAGAUCACCCAGUGGACACUAUCUCAGCCAAAAUAGAAAUGAACGGCAAAGCAAAGUUCUAG